Messenger RNA from Penicillium nucicola, 2697 nucleotides. RefSeq names its product putative GTPase activating protein (Gyp5). NCBI's taxonomy places the organism in Eukaryota, Fungi, Ascomycota, Eurotiomycetes, Eurotiales, Aspergillaceae. The transcript has 4 exons. The record is from RefSeq and is a predicted model, not a curated record. The coding region runs from base 1 to 2697 and encodes 898 amino acids.
AUGUCUGCCAACCACCACAGUCCAACUGAAUACGAAGGGGAGUCGUUCGACAACGCCCUCGAAACCGCCCAAAUCCAGGAGAACCUGAGUGUCGACAUCCCCAAGUCCACCUCCACGCGAUCCUUGACCGACAGUCCACCAAUCGGUACAAUAACGUCUCCGGAGACGGCGGAGAAACCUCCGCUGCCUUCUGAGCUGAGCGACGAAAAAGAGACCGAGGUGGUCGACCAGAGUGGCGAGGAGGGAAAGAACGAAAAGAAGAAGAAUAAGAAGAAGAACAAGAGAAAGGGGAAGAAGACGGACGACGCAACUGAUGGCAAUGAAACCAACGACGAUGCAAACACCGUGACAGAUGAGACCAACGAUAUCGACAUGCCGGAGCAAGGAUCCGAGGUUACUCAGACAGAGGAGAUUGGAGAGGUAAACAAGCAAGAGGAACACGUUGAUGUGGCUCCCCAGAAGUCACCUCUUCUCACAUCCCACCGACUUUCAACCGCAUCGUCGCUAGACGAAAUCAACUUGAUGAACGGCAAGGACGACGACCUGACAGAGAAGGGGCCAACCUCAGGAGACAAUAUGGACUCGCCUCCAGUACCUCCAAAGGAUGACACCGCCUCGAGCUCUGGCUUGAUGGGCUUGUCAGGAAGUCUUCCCUCGCUGCCCUGGGGAGCACCUCCAGUCAACAAGAACCCUCCUCCCGCACCGCCACCACCCCCUACCCGCAAGCCGAGCGGUCCAUUCGCAUGGUUCUCCCGAAGCUCGAGCGUACCAAAGGAUGUCAAAUCGCCUCCAUCGGCCGCCAGCCGACGAAACACUGCGACCUCAGUAUCGACCCUCGCAAGCAACCUAGAAGGCGGCGACGACGUGUCGAGCGUCGGCUCCAAGAAGCCGAGACGGAACAGCUUGAAGGAUCAAUUCAAGAUGCUUCGCUUGCGCGAAGAGAACCAUGUGCCUGAAGUUGACGAGACGAGCCUGCGAUCAGGCAGUAUCAGCCACGCUGGAGCCAGUCCCCCAAUCAUCCGCGAGGAAGGAGAAGACGGCCUCAUCGGCGCCCCAGAAGAGCCUCUAUCAGCAACAACACUCCACCCUCGCACUGGGUCUGUGUCGGACGCUUCCACGCCGGUCGAUUGGGAGAUGUGGCAACAGCUCGUGAACAACGGACCCCAGGCGCUAGCCAGCUCCGAAGAACUAAACGCGGCCAUCAAGCGUGGUAUUCCGCAAACAAUUCGAGGAGUGAUUUGGCAGAUCCUGGCAGAUUGCCAGACAGCCGAAUUGGAGGAUGUUUACCGAGAGCUGGUGGCACGGGGAACGACACACGAUAAGGAUGGACGGACAUUAACAGGCGCUGAAACCACUUCCUCACGCUCAUCCGUUCGCUCGGAGUCUGGGUCUCGGUCGAGCAGUGCUGCUCCUAGUCCAUCUCACGAAGCGGACCCUGAUAAACUAGCCAAGGACCAGGCUGCCAGCGAGGCCGAGCGAGCGAAGAAAGCCAAGAGUGACGUUGUUGCCUUGCAGAAGCUGGAGAAGGUUAUUCGACGGGAUCUGGGUGCUCGCACAAGCUAUGCCAAAUACUUCGUUUCGCAGGGUAGUCAGGAAGGUCUCUUUGGGCUGUGCAAAGCCUACGCAUUGUAUGAUGAAGGUGUUGGCUACGCGCAAGGCAUGAACUUCAUUGCCAUGCCCUUGUUGUUUAACAUGGACGAGGUUGAUGCCUUUGCGAUGCUCGUGAAGCUGAUGAACAAGUAUUCUCUUCGAGAUAUGUUCAUCCAGGAUAUGCCUGGACUUCACCGUAGCCUGUAUCAAUUUGAGAGACUCCUGGAAGACUUAGAGCCUGCCCUUUACUGCCACCUCCGGCGCCGUGGAGUACCUCCCCAGCUGUAUGCCACGCAAUGGUUCUUGACCCUCUUCGCAUACCGAUUCCCGCUGCAGCUAGUCCUACGCAUUUACGAUUUGAUCUUUGAAGAAGGACUGGAGAGCACAAUUCUCAAGUUCGGUAUUGCCAUCAUGAAGCGCAAUGUCGAGACUCUUCUCGAGAUGAAAGAUAUGAGUGUGCUCACCACAUUCUUGAAAGAGCGUCUCUUCGAUGCCUACAUUGACAAACAACCAUCUACCUCGUCGAUCCUGGAAUCAGGUUUCUUCGGCAGCUCCGGCGCUGCGGACAAGGAAGUUUACCGCUCGGACAUCCUGGUACAAGAUGCUUGCGCAAUCCCACUCACACCUCAGAUGCUUGCCACAUACACAGUUGAAUGGGAAGAAAAGACACGCACCGAGAAGGAACGUGAACACGAGCUUGAACAUCUCCGGCACACAGUCAGCACACAAGGCGCCCGUGUCCGACUCCUCGAGGAGCGCGCCGAAGCAUCCGACAAGGAACAUGUGCAGCUAGCUUCGGAACUGGUGCAUGUCAAGGUUGAGAACGAGGAGCUGCGCGACCUCACGGAUGCCUUGAAGCUACAAGUCGGGGAGCUCAAGAACAUAGUCGAUAAACAGCCUGCGGAGGUCGAGGAGAAGCUGCGGAUGGAAAUGGAACGUAUCAUGAAGCGCAACAUCGAAGUCCAGAACGAGAACCGCGCUAUGGAGGAGUCCAUGUCCGAGAUGGAGAAGGAGUUGGUAGCGACGAAGAUGAAGUGGGCAGAGAUCUCCGAAAACCACGAGACCCUGCGCCAAAAAUGGAGCGACCUGCGUCGCGCGCUCGACUGA